AUGCACUCCAACGGAAUCAUCUACGCCGCCCUCGCCGCCUUGUCCAUGGUGAGCACCGUGGCGGCGGUCAAGUGCAGCGCCGACUUUUUCUGCAACCAGAUUGACUGUUCUGUCCCAUAUCAAUUCCCGUCCGGCUGCGGUGAUGGCAGGUCUGGCACCUGGGGCGUACACGCCGAGGCCUGUGGAUAUGUCGACUGCAACUGCGCCACGAACUCGGCUGUGUUCCUACAGACUUGCUAA
Molecule: messenger RNA, 240 nt
Organism: Clonostachys rhizophaga
Lineage: Eukaryota; Fungi; Ascomycota; Sordariomycetes; Hypocreales; Bionectriaceae
Source: the annotation of a GenBank genome assembly